This is a messenger RNA of Fimicolochytrium jonesii, 544 nucleotides long. RefSeq lists its product as uncharacterized. Gene Ontology annotation, biological process: telomere maintenance via telomerase. Bases 169 to 498 code for a protein of 109 amino acids. The transcript has 5 exons. Gene Ontology annotation, cellular component: telomerase catalytic core complex. NCBI's taxonomy places the organism in Eukaryota, Fungi, Chytridiomycota, Chytridiomycetes, Spizellomycetales, Powellomycetaceae. The record is from RefSeq and is a predicted model, not a curated record. Gene Ontology annotation, molecular function: telomerase RNA binding; telomeric repeat DNA binding.
CUCCGAGGGUUCAGCGACGAGAACUCGGCAUUACUCCGCUACGUGGACGAUUUCCUGUACAUCACAACUGACCGUGCCAAUGCGGUGGCUUUUGUUCGCACCAUGCACGCUGACAUGGCUGUCGUGUGAACGUGGAUAAGACCUUGACCAACUUCCCACUGGAUCUGGAUGGAUGUGCGGUCAAGCAUGUUGGAACUGUGGAUGCGAGUGGCUUGCGAGUUGCAUUUCCAUGGUGUGGCCUCCUCAUUGACACCGAGUCGUUGCAAGUGCGAGGCGAUUUCGGGCGAUUCCAGGGUCUUCCACAAGCUCAUGCAGAUGCUCAAACCCAAAUGCCACGCAAUCUUCCUCGACGCCAGCCUGAACAGCCUCCCGACGGUGAUCGUGAGCGUGUACGACAACCUGCGCCUGUGCGCUAUGAAGUUUGUCGCGUAUGUGCGCUUACUUGGAUUUGGGAACGCGUUAAGUGUUGAUGUGUUUCUGCAUCGUAAGUUUUCUUGAACGCGCGGACAUGGGGAUGUCGGCGCAGUGAUAUUGAUUAACCGUU